Lutra lutra (Eurasian river otter) is the source of this 4658-nucleotide messenger RNA. It is a transcript of the gene HELB, whose product is annotated as DNA helicase B. The transcript is spliced from 13 exons. The record is from RefSeq and is a predicted model, not a curated record. The coding region runs from base 62 to 3307 and encodes 1081 amino acids. NCBI's taxonomy places the organism in Eukaryota, Metazoa, Chordata, Mammalia, Carnivora, Mustelidae.
UCGUGGCUGUGUACCCUGCCUGGGUUUUCCGGAAUUUGGGGAGAACUGCAGGAGGAACGAUAUGGCUUUUUCGAGUCAGCACUUGCGGGAACUGCAGGGACCUCUGCUCCCACCCAAGGACUUGUUGGCGGAGGACGAUGACUGUCUGAAGGAGGACGUGGAGGAGGAUGAAGACCUGGAGUUUGUGGAUGCCGAGGAGCUCUGCAGUGGAGGCGUCAAGGCUGGUACCCUCCCCGGGCGCCUCCACGUUGUAAUUUCUGAUGAAAACACGCAAGAGCAAUGUGACGUGUUUGGACGUUUUCCAGUAACGGGUCCUUGGUGGCGAGUGAAAGUGCACGUGAAACCUGUGGGAUCAAGGAGCUAUCAAGUUCAAGGAUUUCCAUCUUACUUUUUACAGUGUGAUAUGUCACCGCCAAAUCAAAAACAAAUCUGUUCCCUGUUUCUUAAAGACUGCAAUUUCUCCAGUGAUUAUAUAAAUAAAUUUUUAGCAUGGGUAAAUGCUGUAUCAAGCUAUAAAAACCUCAACUUUGGAAAUAUUAGGGAAACAUUAAGAACGUUCCAAAAGGAAACUGGAAAGAAGGGUCAAAAACAGUCUACACAGAAUGAAGAGGAAGAGUCUCUACUGGAAAAUGAGAUGUGCCUCCCUGUGGAAAACACGAUUCCAUUUAUAAAUGUAAUGACAGCUUUGCAGUUUCCAAAAGUAAUGGAAUUCCUUCCAGUUCUUCUGCCUCGACACUUUAAACGGCUCAUAAGCUCGGGUUCUACGAAGGUGUUGGAAGACAUAGAAGAGAUGUUAGGUACACAUCCAUGGAAACUUGGAUUUAGUAAAAUAACCUACACAGAACUGAAGCUUUUGCAAUGCGAGGCAAGUUGGACAUCAUUUUGUCAGUGCAAGUCUCUUCUCCGGUUGAUGAGUGAUUUGGAAAGGAAUGCAUUAAUAAUAUAUUCAAAACUGAGGCACAUAUGUCGAGACCAAGGGCACACAUGCAUUGAAGAAGCUGACUUAACUUCUAAGUUGUCAGACCAGAUGUCCUUCCAAGAGGCUUGGCAGUCUCUGAAGUUUUUGAAGGACAUUGGUGUGGUGACAUACGAGAAGGGCUGUGUCUUCCUUUAUGACCUCUACCAGGCUGAGCGAGGCAUUGCCUCUUCCAUAUGUGACCUGAUGACGAGGCCUCCGUGGCAUUUACGGGUGGAUGUCAAGAGGGUGCUGGCAUUAAUUCACACCACGAACCCUGAAAAUUCAAGAAGCGACGAGACACUGAACGAAAGCCAACCGGACGAAUCAAGUUUAGGAAACUCUGUGGACGUUCUGGAACCCCAGGACAGUGGUGACCACAUUUGGGAAAACGGUGAAAAUGACGUGAACGCAGAAAUAAGUGAAGCUCAGCUGGACCAGGGUCAAGUGGCUGCUUUGGAAAUGGUUUGCUCCAAUGCCGUGACAGUCAUCAGUGGGAAAGGCGGCUGUGGGAAGACCACCAUCGUUAGCCAUCUUUUUAAGCAUAUGGAGCAGUUGGAAGAAAGAGAGGUAAAAAAAGCCUGUGAGGAUUUUGAACAGGACCAGGAUGUCCCAGAAGAAUGGAUCACCUUUACCAAGCAAAGCCUUCAGAAGGCUGACAAGGCGCUAGAGGUGUUACUCACUGCCCCAACUGGGAAAGCAGCCGGCUUACUGCGGGAGAAAACUGGUUUUAAUGCUUACACACUGUGUCAGGUCAAUUACAGCUUUUAUUUAUGGGAGAAGAAAAGCCCAGCCAAGAACUGUCCAUGGAAGUUUUCUUCAGUUAGAGUUCUGGUUGUGGACGAAGGGAGUUUGGUAUCUGUCAGAAUCUUCAAGUCCGUUCUAAAGUUAUUGUGUGAGCACUCCAAACUUUCUAAGCUUAUUAUCCUUGGUGAUAUUAGACAGUUGCCCAGCAUCGAACCUGGUAACUUGCUGAUAGAUCUUUUUGAGACUCUUAAGUCAAGAAAUUGUGCUAUUGAACUAAAGAAAAACCAUAGAGCAGAAUCUGAGCUAAUUGUGAACAAUGCCACAAGAAUCUCAAGACGCCAAUUUCCAAUAUUUGAUGCAGAGCUGAAUAUCUCUGAUAAUCCAACACUCCCUGUGUCAAUACAAGAUAAAACAUUUAUUUUUAUCAGACUCCCAGAAGAGGAUGCCAGCUCUCAAUUAUCAAAAAAUGAUCCUCACUCUUAUUUAUAUUCUGCAGUUAGAACCCUACUCAAAGAAAAUGAUCUACAAGACGCACAAACAUCCCAAUUUAUUGCAUUUAGAAGGCAAGACUGUGACGUCAUCAACGCCUGCUGUUGCAAGCACUACACGGGCCACCUAAUCAAAGACCAUCGGAAUAGGCUUCAGUUUGGAGUUGGUGAUAAAAUUUGUUGUACCAGGAAUGUAUAUCUCUCGGAGUUACUCCCUGAAACUACCUCUCCUAGUCAGGAAAGUAAUGAACAAGACGCCAGUGGUGACGAUUUUAAUGGUACUCCUCAUGGUUUUGCUAAAAAUAAGCAUGACUUUGAAAGUGAUAUUCGACUCUGCAAUGGAGAAAUAUUUUUUAUAACAAAGGAUGUCACUGAUGUCACUGAUGUAACAAAGAGAAGAUCUUUGACCAUUAAUAAUGCAGCUGGUUUGGAAAUAACUGUGGACUUCGAAAAACUAAUGAAAUAUUGUCACAUAAAACAUGCAUGGGCAAGAACUAUCCACACUUUUCAGGGGUCCGAGGAGAAGACGGUCGUGUACGUGGUUGGGAAGGCGGGCCGCCAGCACUGGCAGCAUGUUUACACCGCGGUGACCAGGGGCCGUUGCCGAGUGUACGUCAUCGCGGAAGAGUCUCACCUCCGGGGUGCAAUUAUGAGAAGCAGCGUUCCCAGAAAAACUCGCUUAAAACAUUUUUUGCAAAACGAGCUCUCCCGGAGCUGUGCGUCUCCAGCAGAUUUCGCCUCCCCAUCGCAGAGCUCUGGAGAGUGCAGAGGACCGAGCACACAGCCCUCAGGGUCCCCGUUCCCUCCAGUCGAAACCAGCAAUGUGACCACUGAUGUCCCUGGAAAGGGAAGCGAGGCCUCUGCGGCUGAGGACCGGACGUUUGCCUGUCCCGGAGAAUGGACAUCAUCUUUCUCCGUUGAAGUCGACCCAGAGGAAGAUCCAGCAGAACUUCGCGGGUCCAAAAGGGCCUGUGGCCUGAGUGAUGCUGAAAGUCCAAGCAAAAUGCGGAUGGUGGAAGAAUCCUCUCCGCAUGUGUCUUCCAGACUACAGAAUUUGAGACUAAAUCGUUUAACCCCCAAGCAACUUUUCUUAUCCACAAAUAAUCAAGAAACUUAAUUUUGUUUCAGAUGGCUCAAAGUAAUUCUGUCUUUUUUCCUACUCCACACGAAAUGAACAUCAUACCUUCAAACUCUCAAGACACAAAACAGGAUGUCUGUAACUGGAGUUUUAUUUUAAGGUGUUUGUGUUAGCAGAUAUUUUAAAUUCACUGGAUCCGAGAAAACCAUAAUGAUUUCAACAUCAGUCAUCAUGAGAAUUGGUAGCCCUGGACAUAAAUGCAGGCAAAAUUUGUUGUGUUUUUUUAAAAGACUGUACUUUAGUAAGUUUUAUUUUUACAAUAAUGCCUUUAUUGACUUCCGUGAUCAUUGUGGGUGAUCGUGGCCAGCGGUUUGAAGCCAUGGUCGAGAGAAACCAUAAUUACACCUCCUGUGUUAUUGACACACAUUUCAGGAUGUUGGGUCUCCCGCUGGUUGUUCAGCUUGCAGCGUGGCUGCUCGCUCCGUCCCUGCUGGCCAGACCCACUUCACGCGGGACUGUUUUCCUAGAAAUUGCCUUCCGAGUUGGGAGUACUUUUUUUUUUUCCUUAAUUGGAGAUAUAAUUGACAUAUACCACUGUGUAAGUUGAAGGUGCACACCGUGUUGAUUUGAUACAUUUAUGUAGUCCGCAUGAUUACUGCUGUUGCAUUAUCUAACACCAUCAUGUCACAUGAUUGUCAUUUCUUCUAGGAAUACGUUGUUUUGAAAACACCCCACUUGGGAAAAUUAUUCUCUCUCAGAAUGACUUUUAUUAUUAUUUAGAGUGUUAUUUAUUGCUAAAUGGUAAAAGAAAAAGUUAAGAAAAAAAUUUACCUGUGAUUCCAAUAUUUGAAAAAUAGCCUCAGUGGGAUAUAAUUUACACACAGUUCGCCCAUUUAAAGUGUAGAACUCCACGGCUUUUAGUAUAUUCGCAGAGUUGUGCUAGUACCACCACAAUGGGUUUUGGAACAUUUUGAUCACCCUCCCCGCUCCCCCCAAGAAACCCUGUACCUCUUGGCUCUCAUCCCCUCAUCCUCUCCAGCUGUAGGCAACUACUAAUUUGUUUUGUCCAUACUCAUUUGCCUGUUCCAGACAUUUCGUAACAAUGGGAUCAUAUAAUAUGUGGUCCUUUGUGACUGACUCCUUUAACUUAGCAGAAUGAUUUUGGACUUUCUGUUGUGGUAUUAGUGCUCUACCUCUCUCUCUCUCUUUAUAAUUAUUUUUUUUUUACUAUGUUAGUCACCAUACAGUACGUCACUAGUUUUUGAUGCAGUGUUUCCAGGUUCAUUGUUGCCCUAUAAGACCCAGUGCUCCAGGCAAUACAUGCCCUCCUUAAUCACCAGGCCAGACCACCCACCACCUCCCGCAAAAAACCCUGUUUGUUUCUUAGAGU